Oryza brachyantha (malo sina) is the source of this 2578-nucleotide messenger RNA. RefSeq lists its product as uncharacterized. Lineage: Eukaryota; Viridiplantae; Streptophyta; Magnoliopsida; Poales; Poaceae. The transcript is spliced from 8 exons. Gene Ontology annotation, molecular function: chromatin binding. The coding region runs from base 12 to 1997 and encodes 661 amino acids. The record is from RefSeq and is a predicted model, not a curated record. Gene Ontology annotation, biological process: DNA-templated transcription.
GGCCGUCGUAUAUGCUUUAUUACCUGCACCUGCGCCCUUCCGAGGAGCUCCCCACACUUUACUUCUCUUCUUCUGGAAACCCCUCUCGAACCGCACGAAUGGGGCGGCGGCGGCGAUUCGCGCAGCUCGCCUCGACCAGCGACGACGACGACGACAACGACGUCGUCCCCGCCGCCGACGCUCCCAAAGCGAAGCCCACGCUUCCCUCCUCCACCUCGGGCCCCAGGAAGCAACAGCGCCGCCUCGCUCCCGCCGCCGACGAGGAUGAUGACGAUGACGUGGACGACGUGGAGCUUGAGGAGGAGGAGGAGGACGAGAAGGAUCUGGAGGAGAUGCGGAAGAACGAGGAGGAGGAACGGAGGGAGGAGACGCAGACCCGCCGCCGCCGGGGCCACAAGCCCAAGCGCCCUGCCGAGGAGAGCGAGGAGGAAGAGGAGGCGAAGGCGGAGGAGGCCCGCGAGGAGGAGAACACCGAGGCGGUUCCCAUCGGGGAACCCGUGAAGAUCACCGGGAGGGGGAAGAAGCAGCGCAAGCAUUACACCUCCUUCGAGUACGAGGGCAACACCUUCGAGCUCGAGGACCCGGUGCUGCUUACGCCCGAGGAUAGCAAGGAGAAACCCUAUGUUGCCAUCCUUAAGGAUAUAACAGAAACCGAGGGAAGCUUAUCAGUAACUGGCCAGUGGUUUUAUAGACCAGAAGAGGCUGAUAAAAAGGGUGGGGGUAGCUGGAAAGCAAGUGACACGAGGGAGCUAUUUUACAGUUUUCAUUUUGAUGAUGUACCAGCAGAGUCAGUUAUGCACAAGUGUGUAGUCCAUUUCAUUCCUCAACACAAGAAGAUUCCCAGUCGGAAGGAACACCCUGGAUUCAUCGUCCAAAAGGUCUACGACACGGUUGCGAAGAAACUCUGGAACCUAACAGACAAAGACUAUGAGGAUAACAAGCAACAUGAGAUUGAUCUUCUUGUUAAGAAAACAAUAGACCGUAUCGGGCAGCUUUCUGAUCUUGAACCUGCAGAUGCACCUGUAGACAACAAUGAUCAGCUCUUGAACAAGCGAGGCCUACGGAAGAGACCUAUGCUCCCUAUAGAUGUUUCAAGGGAUGAUGCUUUAGCAGGCAAAUCUGAGCAGUUUGGAAAAGCAGAGACACCUGGAAGUGAUAAGCUAAAGAAUUAUUCCACUCUUGUCAAAUAUAAAGCUGUUACUGGUGAUCAAUAUCGUGAUAGGUGGCUUGAUAAAUUAGUGGAUACUAUUCCACUAAUAUCAAAGGAAAGUGCUGGGGCUUCUCAUGCUGAUCCUGGUGGUGCCACCAAAAGUUCGACUAAUGGUUCAUCUGCAAAGGAAGACAAUGAAAAAUCGUAUGCACCUGAUGUGGUUAUUUCAAUAAUGGCCUCCUUAGAAAGAUCUACUUAUGAAGCUCUUGGUUCCGACUUCCAGAAGUAUAACCAGAAAUUGAGACAACUGCUGUUCAACAUCAAGAAUAGCCCUGUACUACGGAAGAGACUGAUGAACAAGGAGCUUGAUCCUCCAGUCUUGUUAACAAUGUCUCCGGAUGAACUAAAGGUUGGCUUGACUGCAGCAGAGAAGACAUCUGAACCUGAAGAAUCAAGGAAGUUACAGAUGACUGAUGCACGAUGUGUAAGAUGUGCAGAAAAGGAAGUAGGUGUAUCUGAUAUUAUUCAUGCUGGUCAUGGAGAUCGCUAUCAGCUGGAAUGCAACGCCUGCGGGCACUCGUGGUUUUCGUCGAGAGACGCCAUCACAACGCUGACGGUGGAUACCCUAAGCAGUGGUGGGAACGUGGGCACCGCGCCAUGGGCAACGGCCAAGUUCGACGUCCUCGAGAAGCAGCUGGCGAGCCCACGGGACCAGCCGGACAAGCCAGCGGCCGACGCCCUCCAGAAGAGCACGGCGGCGUACAUGCCGACGCUGGAGAAGCAGAAGUCCUUCGGCCGGCAGAAGCCGGACGAACCCUCGUCGGCGCCAUCAACUAGCCACGAGUAGAUUAGAUCAUACGCAACCACGCCAGCCACGCCCCGUCAGCACGAGCAGCCUUUGCCACGAUUAGAUCACACGCACCACGGUACACGCAACGCAUCGCCAGCGUUGGUCAUUAGGAAAGUUUUAGAGAUUAUCUGUACAGCGUUAACAUGUUACACGUUGAGCCGAGCACUCAUGCUGCUACUGGUGAGAAACAGAGCAGACAGAGCUUCACGUUGGCAUCCUCACGGGCACAGCUAAUCAUGUGUUUUAAGUUGCAUCACUUCCAACGGUUGGAAGUAACCUUGCUCCUGUGCAUCGUGAAGGUGUCGAGGGAGUGUUUGUGUUGUGGUUACUGGCCUUCUUUUAUCUUGUGUUUUGCUUUGAAUUUGCCUAAGCGAUGUUUGUUCGUCACUAGAAGUGGGCCAUGUCACUCAUGCCCAACUAGUCCGUCAGAAGUUUCCACAAUUUUUCAUGCCAGGAGGGGCGAGAAAAAGGAUAAGUAUGUAUUCCUGCGAAAAUUAUGUUUUAAAGACGCAAAACAUUUUCCCGUUGCUUUAUGUAUCACCAAUGUAUUCUAUGCGCACAAGUUCUAUAUGCACUUG